UUAAAAACCAAGCCGAUAGAAGUAGCCUUUUGUAACACUCUUUCAAAAUUUCGAAUAGAAACACCUGGAACCUUUUAGGUUUUCUAAAUUAUGACCAUUAACAACUGGUGUAAAUUGGCCAAUGAUGCCAGCAAGGCCACUCCUGAGGACAGACCCAAGGUGCUACCCGGCUUAGAUUGUUUAGAUGACCGACUGCAGGCUGUACUGCGGGAACAAGGAUGGCAAAAGAGUUCCCAUAAGCGGAAGCCAGCUGGCGGCGGCCAAAAGCGGAGGAAAGCAAAAAAAGCCAAGACAAAGUUUUCGACACCACGGUUCCAAGAAUACCAAAAGCUAUACGCUGACAAUCUCAGGGACCUCAAGCGUUGCGCCGCUGGCAACGAGUACAAGUUCCGGAGUCGGCCAGUGCCCGAUUUCCAGAGGUCCCACCAGCUUCUGCAGAAGCGCCAGCAGUACCUGUGUUCUUUGAAAAAGCUAACCAAGCCCAAGAGUCCCCGCACCCUCGCCACGUCCAUGGAGGCGCUGGUCAAGCGCAAGAACAAGGAGAGGCAGCUCAAAAGGCAGGCAUCCAACUCAACACCGAAGACCAAUCCGUCCAGUUCCAUGGACUACAUGCUCCGCCAGCCCUUUAGGCCGCGUACGGAAUGCUCUUUUACUCGACCGAAGCCUUUCCAGCUGCACACCAAGAAGCGGGCGCUGGGACGUUUUCUGUACGAUAAAGAGAAACGAGUGCGAAUGGAGACGCGCUGCGUGGAGCUGGCCAACGAGUGGUUAAAGUCGGAGCGAAGGGAGUUUAUCAGGCUGCGUAAGCUGACCAACUUUAAGGCCAAUCCAAGUCCGUGGAGGAAGAAAAAGAUCAUACAUAAUCGUGGAUAAUAAUAUUUGGCUUAAAAAGGAACAACAAAAUUAUAUUUUAUAAAGAAGAAACUGCAUGCUCAGGAGACUUACAAGAGACAUACCUACAAAUCGCCGGGUAAUGGAGGGUGUGUUAAGGAUUAUACCUACAAUCCCCACACAUUCUUUCGGUGCCUAGGCUUCAAGGCUAGCUUUGAUCUUGACAUACGUAGUGCAAAAUAAAAUGGUAGAUUUAAUUUCUUAAA
Drosophila kikkawai is the source of this 1097-nucleotide messenger RNA. RefSeq lists its product as uncharacterized. NCBI's taxonomy places the organism in Eukaryota, Metazoa, Arthropoda, Insecta, Diptera, Drosophilidae. The record is from RefSeq and is a predicted model, not a curated record.